CAAUUUUCAAUUUUUCUUUAUUUGUUUAUUUUUGUGGAUGCAGUGGCCGGAGCUGUCUCUCUUCUUCUUCCUGACAAUCUCUUAUUCAUAUCUGAGACCCAAAAGCUGCUUCUGAAUCCUCAUUCCCCAAAACCAAUCACUUCUUUGAUUUCUUAAAAAGCUGCUUUUUUCCUUCCUUUAAGGUUGUGUUUUAGAUUUCACCCUGUUGGGUUUUUUCAUGCUUUUUUUGGGGUUUUGGGUGGUGUUGUGUAUGGAAACAGAAUUAUAUGUGGUCCGUUGAUGUAAAGUUUUAAGCUUUUUGUUUUUUGACUUUUUGGGUCUGUGUUGUUUUUGUAUUCAGAGGAGCUUCUGUUACCAAAACAGAGGCUCUUUUGUUGCUGUUCUGUUUUUGAAUUUUCUGCUGCUGAUCUUGUUGGAAUAGCCCGAGCUUUUCUGAGGCUCGGGGAUCUGAAUUGUCAUGGAGAUAGCAAAGGAAAAGCUGCUGCAGACCAGUGGUGCUGUUGUUGCUGCUGCAGAUGGAGGAGCUGACCCCAAGUCCUGCUACAUGCAGAAGUUCAGGCUCUAUGAGACUCGCUCGAACUUCUAUAUGAUUGGAAGAGACAAAAGCAGAACAUUUUGGAGGGUCUUGAAGAUUAACAGAUUGGAGCCAUCUGAAUUAAACAUCACUGAAGAUUCAACUGUGUACUCAGAAGUUGAGUGUUGUGACCUUCUGAGGCGGAUACAUGAAGGAAACAAGCCAACAGGGGGGCUUAAAUUUGUAACAAAUUGCUAUGGAAUCAUUGGGUUUAUCAAAUUUCUUGAGCCAUACUACAUGCUGCUCAUAACAAAACGAAGGAAGAUUGGCAAAAUAUGUGGGCAUACAAUAUAUGCUAUCUCGAAAAGCGAAAUGGUUCCCAUUCCACAUGCAACUGUGCUAUCCAAAAUGGCACAUUCUAAGAAUGAGAACAGAUACAAGAAGCUUCUAUGCAGUGUGGAUCUUACAAAGGACUUCUUUUACAGCUACUCAUACAAUAUCAUGCUUAGUCUUCAAAAGAACUUAGCUGGUCAUAAUAUUGGACAAUCACUUCAUGAAACAUUGUUUGUUUGGAACGAGUUCUUAACUCGUGGAAUCAGGAAUAAUAUCCAGAAUACUUCAUGGAUAGUUCCCUUAGUAUAUGGCUUUUUUAAACAGGUCAAGCUUUCUAUAUCUGGCAUCGAGUUCGACUUCAUCCUCAUUGCUAGGCGCUCAAGGCAUUAUGCUGGGACCAGAUAUUUGAAACGGGGUGUCAAUGAAAAGGGUAGAGUAGCUAAUGAUGUUGAGACAGAGCAGAUAGUCUUUGCAGAUGCUCAUGAUGGAUCCCCAAUGCAAAUAAGCUCUGUGGUACAGAUCCGGGGUUCAAUCCCUCUGUUCUGGUCUCAGGAAGCCUCUCCAUUGAAUAUAAAACCUGACAUUAUAUUAUCAAGGAAGGACUCUAGUUUUGAAGCCACAAGACUUCAUUUUGAAAACCUUGUCAAGAGAUAUGGAAGUCCAAUUAUUAUAUUGAACUUGAUUAAGACGCGUGAGAAGAAGCCUCGAGAAACUAUUCUGCGAGCUGAGUUUGCUAAUGCUGUGAGGUCUAUUAAUAAAAGUUUGAAGGGGGAAAAUCGCUUGAGGUUCCUUCAUUGGGAUCUGCAUCGGCACUCAAGAAACAAAUCUACCAAUGUGUUGGGACAACUGGGAAAAGUGGCUGCAUAUGCAUUGAAGCUAACUGGCAUCUUCUACUGUCCAGUGACACCGAGUUUGAAGCAGGAUGGAUUAUUCCAAUAUUCUUACUCUGAGAAUAACAAAGUCAUUGAUCACUCUGUCACAGAACAAGCUAGGACUGACAAGGAUAAUAUUGAUGAGCAGACAGAAACUGGCAAUUAUCACUAUAGUGGCAGUGAGAACAAAGAUUACAGCGUCAAACCCCAGAUGCUUCAAGCAGGGGUCUUGAGGACUAAUUGCAUAGAUUGUUUAGAUCGUACCAAUGUUGCACAAUAUGCUUAUGGACUAGCUGCUCUUGGACGUCAGCUACAAGCUCUAGGAUUUGUCGAAUCUCCUUAUAUUGAUCUCGAUAAUCCUCUGGCAAGGGAGCUAAUGACAGUAUAUGAGUCCAUGGGCGACAAAUUAGCCUUUCAAUAUGGUGGCUCUGCAGCACACAAUAAGAUAUUUUCUGAAAGAAGAGGUCAGUGGAAGGCAGCAGCACAAUCCCAGGAACUUAUUCGAACCCUCCAGCGUUAUUACAACAACACAUAUUUGGAUGGUGAUAAACAAAAAGCAAUUAAUAUGUUCUUGGGGCAUUUUCAGCCACAGCAGGGAAAACCGGCACUGUGGGAGCUAGACUCAGAUCAGCAUUACUCUGCUGGGAGUCAUAGCUCAUAUUUAUCUGAGGACAAUGUCAGACCAACUAUUAAAAGAUCGCUUUCAGAUGGAAACUUUCUCGAUGAAAGUGACACUACAAUUAGGAACCUGAAUGUUGCAGAUUAUCAGAACUCAUCUGAAAACCCUGAUAAGUGCGGUCUUUUGGAGUCUAAUUCAGACACCUUUACUGGUGGAAGUUCUAUUUCUCAUUGCAGGCAAAUAUAUGGAGGAAUGGCCAUGAACCAAGAUGGUGAAAUUGAUCACAUUUGUAAUGAUGAACAUGGAGAUGCAUGUGACUGCUCCAAUUUCCUUGAUGUGGACUGGCUUUCAUCUUCUGGAAAUUCUUGCGAAGAGGAAUUACUAGAAAGAUCUCAUGCAAAUACGGGAAGAAAUAGUUUGACUUUGGAAGAGAUAAUAAAGAUAGAGGGAAAGCAAUUUAACCAGAGCUUAGCAAGCACGCCUAGGUCAGCCAGCAUCUCCUCAGAUAAUAUUGAGAGUGAACUAGUUACUGAGGCAUCUGCAAGUGGAUCUUUAUCUAGCGUGAAGGGGAAGCAGCAAAGUGGAACAGAACUGAACAACAAAGAUGUCAAGUACCCUGAAAGCUUUGAACGUUGGGUAACUCAUGGAGAGUUACUCUUUGUUUGAGGCUAGUGAAUAUCUCUUCUUUACCCAUACCACCCAUUCCGAAGGAUGUGGGUUCUUCCUGACUUGCUGUACAGGAAUAAAAGUGGCAGCCGCAGUAGCAGCAGCUGAUUUUUGUUCAAGAGUUACUACAAUGACAUCAUUUGGGAGGUAAUGAUGAUAGAUGUCAAAUAGUUAAUUUAACCUUUGUGCCUCCCCAAGUAGGUACAACAUUAUUAAAACAAUACUAAAACUAUCAUUCAUGUAUAUAAUUUUCAUUUAGAAAAUUAAGAAAAUUCAUAGCUGGCGCUCAGAUUACAACUCAUUUGACUUUGACCGUUCAAUUAUCAGUACUUUAAAACAUUUUUUUUUGUUAC
Messenger RNA from Lotus japonicus, 3357 nucleotides. RefSeq names its product phosphoinositide phosphatase SAC2-like. NCBI's taxonomy places the organism in Eukaryota, Viridiplantae, Streptophyta, Magnoliopsida, Fabales, Fabaceae. The transcript is spliced from 17 exons. Gene Ontology annotation, biological process: phosphatidylinositol dephosphorylation. Gene Ontology annotation, molecular function: phosphatidylinositol-3,5-bisphosphate 5-phosphatase activity. The coding region runs from base 458 to 3004 and encodes 848 amino acids. Gene Ontology annotation, cellular component: intracellular membrane-bounded organelle. The record is from RefSeq and is a predicted model, not a curated record.